CCCCCCACCAAGCCUUCCCUGGGAAUAGGGGCGCUUCCCGGGAACCGGGGCUGUCCCGCAGGGCAGGGAGGGAGCGGAAAGGCUGGCGUGGCCGGUGGUGCCAGGAGCACGCGUCACCAGGGAGGAUGGGGGCUCUGCGCCCUGGCACGGGUGGCACCUGGUAUCUCUGAGGUGGAGCAUCGGCAUCCGGCUUGGCACUGGGCAUCAGCCUGGGCUGGGGGCCAUGUCCUGAACUGGGAAGGGGGUCUUGUGCCCGCUGGGGCCCUCAUGCUUGCCUGGGGGGGCCCUGGGACCUGGCGGGGAGAAUAGUGGGAGGUACUGGGAUUUUGUGGGGCCCCGGGCCCCACCUGCGUAAGCAUUUCGGGGGGGCAUCACUGGUGUUUAUUUGAGUGUUGGGUGAGGCAGUGGCCGGCAGGUAAUGAUUAACCCCAGGCUGAGCCAGAGGAUGAGGCCCCCCAGGCCCUGAGCGAGGGACUGGGGGGCGGCUCUGUCCCCCCAAGCUCCCCACCAGGUCCUGGGGUCUGUGGUUCAGCCCACAGCACUGGGCAGAUGCUGGCCCCCACCCCUAUCCAAGGACCCCCAGCCGCUGCCCCUUCCCCAUGCCCCUGCCCAAGGUGGCAUCCACCCGCAGCACGAGGACGCUGCUGGCAAUGUCCCCCCGAGCCAGGGGACCGCGGGGGGACCCAGCCCCAGGGAAGGAUGCCGUGAGGGCCCCACAGCAAGGCGGCACCCCGGGGCCCAGUGUCAAGCGGGGCGGAGGGAGCCCCCCUCCCUGGGGCCGGUGGCGGGGUGGGGCCUCCCCACCUGCUCCAGGUGCUCUAUAAAGCUCCCGCCGCUGCUGAGCUGCCAGUUCCUGAUUCCCGGAUCGCAGAGCGUGCCGCUAGCUAACGGGAGAGCAGCUGCCGCAGAGCCCCGAGAGGCACCGGGACCCCCUGGGAUGAGCCCCAUGGCGUUCACUGCCCUCCUGCUGCUGCUGGUGCUGGGCGCAGGUAAAUGUAACAUGGGUGAGACCACCGCAGAGACAACCGUGACCGACACAACCACCACAGAGACAACCACCACAGACACCACCACCAUGGAGACAACCGCCGAGACAACUGCCACCCCCAUGAUCACCCCUCCCAACAUCACCAUCUUCAAAAACACAACGGGCGACAGUAACCAAACCUCCGCCCCCUCCCACCCCACGGUCUCCCUCACCACAGGCAACACCACAAACAUCCAGUCCAGCAACAGCUCCACAGACAACACCACAGCCAAGAGCACCGCGGUGCCCACCUUUAUCACCACUGUUGUCUCCCAUGUCAAUGCCACCACGAACGACAGCAGCUGGAUCACCCCCAUCAACACCAACACAACCAACAGCAGCUCUGCGGCUCCCACCCCCCCCACGGGUGCUGCCACGGGGAUCCCCAUCUCCAGCACCAGAGGCAACGGGAGCAGCAGCCCCCAGGUCAACCCCACGCAGAAAACCCCUGUCACCAGUCAGGGCAGCACAGCCCCCACGCAGACCCCCACGGUUGUGCUGGCCAGUAGCAGCGGUCCCAGCCCCAGCAGAGCCCCAGCCCUGCUUCCCACCGGGGUCCAGCUGCUCCGCCGUGUCCCGCUCUCUUUCCGCAUCAUCAACAGGAGCUUCAAUGAGAGCCUGCGUGACCCCACCUCGAAGGACUACAGGACCCUCAGCCACACUGUCUUGACCAUGUAUGAGCACGUCUUUGGCUGCGUGAGCUGCGUGGGCAGGCAGACCUACAAGGGAUGCAGCGAGCUCCAGUUCAGCCAAGGCUCAGUGGAGGUGCAGUCCGUCCUUGUCUUUGGGCAUGGCAACGACACCGUCACCAGUGCCGUCGCUGAGCAGCAGCUGAGGAAAAGCCUGGACCACAAUGGCUUCAUCAUGGACCUGCAGCUGACCAGCAUCCGGAGCACUGAGGAGGUGACAUCCCCGGCACCGGUGCCUGCGGUCCCAGACUGGGCCAUUGCUCUGCUGGUCCUGGUCUGCAUCCUGCUGCUGCUGAGCAUCCUCACCUGCUUCCUGAUGACCACCUGCACCUGCCGCCGGAAAAGCCGAGGGAAGCUGGACCUGCUCAGCACAAAGGACUCCUACCACCCCAUGGCUGAGUACCCGCCGUACCAGAGCCACGGCCGCUACGAGCCACCCAACAGCAAGCCCAACCCCUACAGCCAGGUGGCUGGCACCAAUGGCGCAGGGGUCGGCACCUUCACCUACACCAACCCCGCUGCCACCUCCGACAACCUCUGAGGGACGUGUUGGGACCUCCGGAGGGCAGCCACCGAGGGGAGGGGGCGGCUGCAGCCCCCCCCUGCUCCCAGGGGUGAGCAGCACUGGCCCCAGGCGUGUCCCCCGGUGCUGCUCGGCCCCUUGCCACAGGCAGCGGGAGCCGGAUGGUUCUGGAGCAGCUGGAUUCGUGCACAUGACAGAA
This is a messenger RNA of Calidris pugnax (ruff), 2438 nucleotides long. RefSeq names its product mucin 1, cell surface associated (gene MUC1). Bases 938 to 2257 code for a protein of 439 amino acids. NCBI's taxonomy places the organism in Eukaryota, Metazoa, Chordata, Aves, Charadriiformes, Scolopacidae. Gene Ontology annotation, cellular component: apical plasma membrane. The record is from RefSeq and is a predicted model, not a curated record. The transcript has 7 exons.